Helianthus annuus (common sunflower) is the source of this 1011-nucleotide messenger RNA. Its product is annotated as protein FAR1-RELATED SEQUENCE 5-like. Gene Ontology annotation, biological process: regulation of DNA-templated transcription. The record is from RefSeq and is a predicted model, not a curated record. Lineage: Eukaryota; Viridiplantae; Streptophyta; Magnoliopsida; Asterales; Asteraceae. The transcript has 3 exons. Bases 1 to 1011 code for a protein of 336 amino acids.
AUGGGGGUGUUGUAUAAUGUUGAUAAGUUUGUUCAAGCGCAUAAUCAUUCUUUUGUGUGCCCCAAAGAUAUGCAUUUAUUACCGGCUUAUAGGCAUCUUUCCGAAACACAAGAAGAGAUGAUAUGGGAGCUUGGUACUUUAAAUCUUGGGCCGGUGAAAGCCUUCAAUAUAAUGAGACAAAGAUACGGAGGUUUUGAAAAUGUUGGCACAACUAAAGACGACUGCAAGAAUUUUAGAGCAAGGAUACAUAGCUAUAUAGGAGAGUAUGAUGCAGAUAUGGUUAUCAAUAGGAUGACCGAUAAAAAGCAGUUUAUGGUUGAUUAUUCAUUUGUACAUUCAGUUGAUGAAAUCAAGAGAUUAACUGGCCUGUUCUGGGCCGAUGGUUUGUGCAAACGUAACUAUGCUGAGUUUGGAGAUGUCAUAUCAUUUAAUGCUACGUUCAAAACCAUCAAGUAUAAUAUGGUUUUUGUACCCUUUACUGGUAUUGAUAACCACUGUCGGAAUGUGAUGCUUGGAGCCGGGAUGUUAGCAUCCGAAAGCAUUGAAUCAUACAAAUGGCUCUUACAAUCAUUUUUGGACUCAUUUGGUAAGCAGCCGAAGGUGGUCGUCACUGAUCAGGACCCGACGAUGAAACAAGCUAUCGAGGCUAUGUUCGAUAAGAGUAGGCACAGAUUAUGUAUGUGGCACAUAAUGAAGAAAGUUACCGAUAAGGUGGGACAUGAGUUGUGUAACAAUGAAGAUUUCAAGAGACGUAUGUGUGACAUUGUGUGGACUGAUUCGAUUGCGCCAGAAACGUUUGAGAGAGAAUGGAAAUUGAUAAUGAUUGAAUUCGGUCUAACCGAGAAUAAAUGGGUUGACGAUAUGUUUGGCAUGAGAUCUUCGUGGAUUACACCUUUCUAUCGUCAUGAGCCUAUGUCUGGGCUCAUGCGUACCACCUCCAGAUCAGAGAGCGAAAACCCUUUUUUCUGUCAGGUGGCGAAUUCUCAACUUACCCUUGUUGAGUUUUUUUAA